Molecule: messenger RNA, 1446 nt
Organism: Anoplopoma fimbria (sablefish)
Lineage: Eukaryota; Metazoa; Chordata; Actinopteri; Perciformes; Anoplopomatidae
Exons: 4
Coding region: 1-1446 (481 amino acids)
Biological process (GO): transmembrane transport; monocarboxylic acid transport
Cellular component (GO): membrane
Molecular function (GO): monocarboxylic acid transmembrane transporter activity
Source: RefSeq, a predicted model, not a curated record
AUGCCGCCCCCGGCCACAAGUCCCCCCGCCGUUCCCCCACCAGACGGCGGUUGGGGGUGGGCUGUGGUGUUGGCAUCUUUCAUCUCAAUAGGCUUCUCGUACGCUUUCCCCAAGGCCAUCACCGUCUACUUCAAAGACAUCCAGAUCAUCUUCGAUGCCUCCUACAGUCAGAUCGCAUGGAUCUCCUCCAUCAUGCUCGCGGUCAUGUAUGCUGCAGGUCCCAUCAGCAGUAUACUGGUCAACACAUAUGGCUGCAGGCCCAUCGUCAUGAUGGGAGGCUGUCUCUGUGCCACCGGCAUGAUCCUAGCUUCCUUCUGUACCAGCGUGGUGCAGCUUUACAUCUGCAUAGGAGUUAUCGGUGGACUUGGACUAGCAUUCAACCUGCAGCCAGCACUGACUAUGAUAGGCAGAUACUUCUUAAAGAAGCGUCCCAUUGCUAACGGGCUGGCGAUGGCAGGCAGUCCGGUGUUCCUCAGCACCCUGGCUCCUCUCAACCAGUACCUCUUCAACCAGUUUGGCUGGAGGGGCAGUUUCCUCAUCCUGGGCGGUCUGCUAUUGAACUGCUGUGUCGCUGGGUCCCUCAUGAGGCCUCUGGAACCGCCGCCCGGCAAGCUCAAGAAGGACGAAGAGGUAGCCGCCAUUACCACCACAACAAAAGAGAAGCAAACAGCCUGGCAAAUAUUCAACAAGUACCUGGACCUGUCACUCUUCAAGCAUCGCGGCUUCCUGAUAUACCUGUCGGGCAAUGUCAUCAUGUUCCUGGGCUUCUUUGCACCUAUAGUCUUCCUUGCUGCCUUCGCUAAGGACAUGGGCGUGGAUGAGUACUCGGCUGCCUUCCUGCUCUCGAUUCUGGCUUUUGUUGACAUGUUUGCCAGGCCCUCCAUGGGGCUACUGGCCAACUCGCGCUGGGUCCGGCCCAGGAUCCAGUACUUCUUCAGCUUUGCCGUGCUGUACAAUGGAGUGUGCCACAUCCUCUGCCCACUGGUGGAAAGCUACACCGGCCUGGUGGUGUAUGCGAUGUUCUUCGGCUUUGCUUUUGGCAUGGUCAGCUCAGUGCUGUUUGAAACGCUGAUGGACAUCGUUGGGCCUCAGAGGUUCUCCAGUGCUGUGGGACUCACCACCAUUGUGGAGUGCUGCCCGGUCCUCAUUGGUCCUCCUCUAGCAGGGAAACUGGUUGAUGUCACAAAAAACUACAAGUACAUGUAUUUUUGCUGUGGAGCUGUCGUGAUAUUGGCCAGUAUUUGGCUCUUCAUCGGGAACUUCAUUAACUACAGACUCUUGGACCGUGAGCGAAAGUGUGCAGAGAUGUACAAACGGACUGAGACAGAAGAUCCAGACAAAGUAAUGGAUAAGAAGGAGGCUGACGGGGAAGCCAAGGCGUCGGAGGAGCUGGUCGGCAAUAGUGAAAAGGGCGACGAACCUAUGCAGCGGGAAACCAACAUCUAG